Candoia aspera is the source of this 657-nucleotide messenger RNA. RefSeq names its product C-C motif chemokine 16-like. Gene Ontology annotation, biological process: immune response. Lineage: Eukaryota; Metazoa; Chordata; Lepidosauria; Squamata; Candoiidae. The transcript is spliced from 3 exons. The coding region runs from base 222 to 503 and encodes 93 amino acids. Gene Ontology annotation, cellular component: extracellular region. Gene Ontology annotation, molecular function: chemokine activity. The record is from RefSeq and is a predicted model, not a curated record.
CAGUCCCUUUCUUUCCUUGGAAAGAGGAAGUAUGCCUUUUGCGAGUUUUCUCUGAAAUGGUGGGAGGAAAUAUAUUGGAGUAUUCUUGGGAUCUGGGGAGAAGUGAGGCUGUCUUAAGAAGUAUAUAUUAACCCUACAACUUUGUGUCACGGUCACACUAUCCUAGGAGGGAGAACAAGCAACAGGAGACCUUCUCCAGACGUAUCUGCUAGUCACCCAUCAUGGCCAGCCUGAAGUUUGCUGUUCUGAUCAUCCUGAUUUUGGCUUUCUAUUAUCAACCCAUAGCAAGAGGAUGUCCCAGCUGUCCGGAAGAAUGUUGCUUCUCUUUAAGAGAAGGAAAACCUCUUGCCGUAAGGACCAUACAAGCUUACAGAAGAACUGCUAAGAAUUGCAGGUUGAAUGCUGUGGUGCUUUCUAUGAAGAGUGGCAGAGAAUUGUGUGUUAGAGACCAAGAUACUUGGGUGCAGCGGGUGAUGAAGAUGGUCCCAGAGAAAAGGAAAUGAUUGAAACGGAGGACCUCUCUCCUGCCAAGGGAAAGGCUGUCACUUACCUGCUUCACUGCAUUGUGUCUCUUGGACUGGUGUGCUUGGGCAUGUGAACAUAUAAUUUGCAAAUUUAAGCUAGGUUGAAAAUAGGCUUGCUCUGCGGCCUCCUCCU